AUGUUCUAUGACCGCUACGUUGCCAUCUGCAAGCCCCUGCACUAUGGGACCUUGAUGGACAACGGAGCUUGUGCCACCAUGGCAGCAGCUGCCUGGGGCGCUGGGGUACUCAAUUCCCUGCUGCACACUGCCAGUACGUUUUCACUGCCUCUCUGCCAUGGGAAUGUUGUGAAUCAGUUUUUCUGUGAAAUCCCCCAGAUCCUCAAGCUCUCCUGCUCAGCAUCCUACCUCAGGGAAGUUGUGGUUAUCAUUUUUAAUUCCUGUUUAUUCUUUGGGUGUUUUGUUUUCAUAGUUGUGUCCUAUUUGCAGAUCUUCAUGGUCAUGCUGAGGAUGCCCUCUGAGCAGGGACGGCACAAAGCCUUCUCCACGUACCUCCCAAACCUGGCCAUGGUCUCCCUCUUUCUCAGCACUGCCUUUUUUGCCUAUCUGAAGCCCCCGUCCGAUUUCUCCCCAUCCAUGGACCUGAUGGUGGCAGUUCUGUACUCAGUGGUGCCUCCAGCACUGAACCCCAUCAUCUACAGCAUGAGGAACCAGGAAGUUAAGGAUGCAGUGAGGAAAGUGAUAACCAGAUGUGUUUCAAAAACAUUGAAGUGCCCAUCUUUUGGAAUUCAUGACAUAUAAUGCAGCUUUUUACUGAUGCAGACUCUUUGUUUUGUUUUGAUCAGUUUUUAUAAGCAUAGUGUAUUAAAUCUUAUUCUUAUUUUAAAACACUGUAAUGCUUUUCACUGAAAUGUUAUUAUUCAAAUUAAUUCCUCUUCAGUUUGUACCUUUGUAGUGUA
Molecule: messenger RNA, 779 nt
Organism: Coturnix japonica (Japanese quail)
Lineage: Eukaryota; Metazoa; Chordata; Aves; Galliformes; Phasianidae
Source: RefSeq, a predicted model, not a curated record